GACUACAAGAAACUGGUAAAAUAUUUUUCUUCCUCUUCAGUUCUAUUAAAUACAAUGAUGUAUGAAAAGGCUUUGAUGAAGAAAGCUCUAAACUACAGGGUUGAGGGUAGCCCAGGAUGGCUGCAGCUUCAUAUGAUCAGUUGUUAAAGCAAGUUGAGGCAUUAAAGAUGGAAAACUCCAACCUUCGACAAGAGCUUGAGGACAACUCAAAUCACCUAACAAAACUGGAAACUGAAGCAUCUAAUAUGAAGGAGGUGCUAAAACAGCUGCAAGGAAGUAUUGAAGACGAAGCAAUGGCAUCUUCUGGGCAAAUUGAUUUGCUGGAACGACUUAAAGAACUGAACUUGGAAGGUGGUAACUUCCCCGGAGUGAAGUUAAGGCCAAAGGUGUCCGUGCGUUCAUAUGGGAGCCGGGAAGGGUCUGUGUCAAGCCGUUCAGGAGAGUGCAGUCCUGUUCCCAUGGGAUCAUUUCCAAGAAGAGGUUUUAUGAAUGGAAGCAGAGAAAGCACUGGUUAUUUAGAAGAGCUAGAAAAAGAGAGAUCUCUUUUGCUUGCGGAGCUUGAGAAGGAAGAGAAAGAAAAGGACUGGUAUUAUGCUCAACUUCAGAACCUUACUAAAAGGAUCGAUAGUCUCCCCCUUACUGAAAACUUCUCCUUGCAAACAGAUAUGACCAGAAGGCAGUUAGAGUAUGAGGCAAGACAGAUCAGAGCUGCAAUGGAAGAGCAGCUAGGUACUUGUCAGGACAUGGAGAAGCGAGCACAGGUGAGAGUGGCAAGGAUUCAGCAGAUAGAGAAGGACAUUGUUCGUAUACGGCAGCUCCUGCAGUCACAAGCAGCUGAAGCAGAGAGGGCACCUCAAAGCAAGCAUGAUACAGGCUCACAUGAUACAGAGAGGCAGAAUGAAGGUCAAGGAGCAGCAGAAAUCAGCAUGGCAACUACUGGUACUGGUCAGGGUUCCGCUGCUCGAAUGGACCAUGAGGCAGCCACUGUUAUGAGUUCUAGUAACAGCUACUCUGUUCCUCGUAGACUGACAAGUCACCUGGGGACCAAGGUGGAAAUGGUGUAUUCUUUGUUGUCAAUGCUUGGUACUCAUGAUAAGGAUGACAUGUCACGAACUUUGCUGGCGAUGUCUAGCUCCCAAGACAGCUGCAUAGCCAUGCGCCAGUCUGGAUGUCUGCCCCUCCUCAUCCAGCUUUUACAUGGCAACGAUAAGGACUCUGUCUUGCUAGGAAACUCUCGUGGUAGUAAAGAGGCCCGUGCCAGGGCCAGUGCCGCCCUGCACAACAUCAUUCACUCCCAGCCGGAUGAUAAGCGAGGCAGACGGGAAAUCCGCGUGCUCCAUCUUUUGGAGCAAAUCCGUGCUUACUGUGAGACGUGCUGGGAAUGGCAGGAGGCGCAUGAACAAGGCAUGGACCAGGACAAAAACCCAAUGCCAGCUCCAGUUGAUCAUCAAAUCUGUCCUGCAGUGUGUGUUUUGAUGAAACUUUCAUUUGAUGAAGAACACAGACAUGCAAUGAAUGAGCUUGGAGGGUUGCAGGCCAUUGCAGAGCUGUUGCAAGUGGACUGUGAAAUGUAUGGACUUACAAAUGACCACUAUAGUGUUACCUUAAGAAGGUAUGCUGGAAUGGCUCUGACUAACUUGACUUUUGGAGAUGUGGCCAACAAGGCUACGUUAUGUUCUAUGAAGGGCUGCAUGAGAGCUCUUGUAGCACAAUUAAAAUCUGAAAGUGAAGAUUUGCAACAGGUCAUUGCAAGUGUUUUGAGGAACUUGUCCUGGCGAGCAGAUGUAAAUAGUAAAAAGACUCUACGUGAAGUUGGAAGUGUGAAAGCAUUGAUGGAAUGUGCUUUAGAAGUUAAGAAGGAAUCCACCUUAAAAAGUGUUUUGAGUGCCUUAUGGAAUUUGUCAGCACACUGCACUGAGAACAAAGCUGAUAUAUGUGCUGUCGAUGGGGCUCUUGCCUUUCUAGUGGGCACACUGACAUACCGAAGCCAAACAAACACUUUAGCCAUCAUUGAAAGUGGAGGAGGAAUAUUAAGAAAUGUUUCUAGCCUAAUUGCUACUAAUGAGGACCACAGGCAAAUCUUAAGAGAGAACAGCUGCUUGCAAACCCUGUUACAGCACCUGAAGUCACAUAGUUUGACAAUAGUCAGUAAUGCAUGUGGGACCCUGUGGAAUCUUUCUGCCCGAAAUGCAAAAGAUCAGGAGGCACUGUGGGACAUGGGAGCAGUAAGCAUGCUCAAAAAUCUCAUUCACUCAAAACACAAAAUGAUAGCAAUGGGCAGUGCUGCAGCUCUAAGAAACCUGAUGGCAAAUAGGCCAGCAAAAUAUAAGGAUGCCAAUAUUAUGUCUCCAGGAUCAAGCUUACCAUCUCUUCAUGUUAGAAAACAAAAGGCACUGGAAGCAGAAUUAGAUGCUCAGCACUUAUCGGAGACUUUUGACAAUAUUGAUAAUUUAAGCCCCAAAGCUUCUCACCGUAAUAAGCAGAGACAUAAGCAAAAUAUAUAUAGUGAGUAUGUCCUGGACUCCAGUCGACAUGAUGAUGGGAUUUGCAGAGCAGAGACCUUUAAUACUGGUAAUGUGACUGUGCUUUCGCCGUAUUUAAAUACUACAGUACUGCCUGGCUCCUCUUCCUCCAGUAGAGGAAAUGCAGAAAGUUCUCGAUCUGAGAAAGACAGAAGUCUUGAUAGGGAUCGUGCCGUGGGUUUAAAUAGUUACCAUCCAGCUACAGAGAGUACUGGGAACUCCUCUAAGAGAAUAGGAAUGCAGAUUUCUACUGCUGCAGUUCAGAUUGCCAAAGUUAUGGAAGAAGUAACAAGCAUGCACAUGCCACAGGAGGACAGAAGUUCUGGUUCCACUUCAGAAAUGCACUGUUUGACAGACGACAGAAAUGCUCCAAGAAGAACCACCACUGCCCAUACUCACCCAAAUACAUACUUCCCUAAAUCUGAAAAUCCCAGCAGGACAUGUCCUGUGCCUUACACAAAAAUGGAGUACAAGAGAGCUUCAAAUGAUAGCUUAAAUAGCGUCAGCAGCAGUGAUGGCUAUGGUAAAAGAGGCCAAAUGAAACCUUCCAUUGAAUCGUACUCAGAAGAUGAUGAAAGUAAAUUUUGUAGUUAUGGUCAAUACCCCGCUGACUUGGCACAUAAGAUACAUAGUGCAAAUCAUAUGGAUGACAAUGAUGGAGAGCUAGACACUCCUAUUAAUUACAGCCUUAAAUAUUCUGAUGAACAGUUAAAUUCUGGAAGGCAGAGUCCCUCUCAGAAUGAAAGAUGGGCAAGACCUAAGCACAUAAUAGAUGAGGAAAUAAAACAAAAUGAACAACGGCAGUCAAGGAGCCAAAAUGCAACUUACUCCAUAUAUUCUGAAAGCGGAGAUGAUAAACACAUGAAAUACCAGUCGCCUUUUGGACAACAAGAGUGUGUUUCUUCUUUCAGAUCAAGAGGAUCCAGUGGUUCUGAUCAGAACAGAGUAGGCUCCACACUUGGAAUGAAUCAGAAAGUGAGCCAGUCCUUGUGCCAAGUUGAUGAUUAUGAUGAUGAUAAGCCAACAAACUACAGUGAGCGCUAUUCUGAGGAGGAGCAGCAUGAAGAGGAAGAAGACAGACCAACCAAUUACAGCAUAAAGUACAGUGAAGAGGAACACCAUGUAGAUCAGCCUAUUGAUUACAGUCUAAAGUAUUCAACAGAAGUUCCUCCUUCUUCUCAGAAGCCAUCUUUUACUUUUUCGAAGAGUUCAUCAGUGCAAAGCUCUAAAACUGAUCAUAUUUCCUCAAGUAGUGGGAACACAUCAGCCCCUUCAGCUAGUUCGAAGAGACAAAAUCAGCUUCACCCAAGUUCUGCCCAGAACAGAGGUGGCCAUGCUCAAAAGACUGCUUCCUGCAAGACUCCCUCUAUUAAUCAGGAAACUAUACAAACUUACUGUGUGGAGGACACACCAAUAUGUUUUUCAAGAUGUAGCUCACUGUCAUCUUUGUCAUCAGCUGAAGAUGAAAUGGGGCGUGAUCAAGCCACCUGUGUGACAGAUGCUAAUAACACACUGCAGAUAGCAGAACUAAAAGAAGGCAGUGGGACUCUGUCUACUGAAGGUGCAGUAAAUGAAGUUGCAUCAACAUCACAACACAUCAGAACAAAAUCCAGCAGACUUCAGACUUCUAGCUUAUCUCCUUCUGAUUCCUCUAGACAUAAAGCUGUUGAAUUUUCUUCAGGUGCCAAAUCUCCUUCAAAGAGUGGUGCACAAACUCCUAAAAGUCCACCAGAGCACUAUGUGCAGGAGACUCCACUCAUGUUCAGCAGGUGCACAUCUGUAAGUUCCCUGGAUAGUUUUGAAAGCCGUUCAAUUGCCAGCUCGGUUCAAAGUGAGCCUUGCAGUGGAAUGGUAAGUGGUAUUAUAAGUCCCAGUGAUCUUCCAGACAGCCCUGGGCAAACAAUGCCUCCAAGCAGAAGUAAAACGCCACCCCCUGCUCAAGGAACUCAAGUAAAGAGAGAAGCAGCUAAAGGUAAGGCACCUAAUGCAGAAAAGAGAGAACCUGGUCCUAGGCAGGCAGCUGUGAAUGCAGCUGUUCAGAGAGUGCAAGUACUGCCAGAUGCUGACACCUUACUACAUUUUGCCACAGAAAGUACACCAGAUGGAUUUUCUUGCUCUUCUAGCCUAAGUGCUCUGAGUCUUGAUGAACCAUUUAUACAGAAAGACAUAGAGUUAAGAAUAAUGCCUCCUGUACAUGAAAAUGACCACGGAAACGAAACAGAACCUGAACAGUCAGAUGACACAAAGGAUAAUCAAGAGAAGAAAGCAGAGAAAUCUGCUGAUGCAGAAAAAGACAUUCUGGAUGAUUCUGAUGAUGAUGAUAUUGAAAUACUGGAAGAAUGUAUUAUUUCUGCAAUGCCAACAAAAUCUUCACGUAAAGCCAAAAAGCCUUCUCAAGCAUCUGCUUCAAAAAUACCUCCUCCUGUAGCCAGGAAGCCAAGCCAGCUGCCAGUUUACAAACUUCUGCCUUCACAAAGCAGACUGCAGUCCCAGAAGCACGUGAGCUUUACCCCUGGAGAUGACAUGCCGCGGGUAUAUUGCGUUGAGGGCACACCAAUAAAUUUCUCAACAGCUACAUCUCUAAGUGAUCUCACGAUAGAAUCUCCACCAAACGAGUUGGCCAAUGUAGAGAACGUGGGUACUGGGGUAGACGCAGCGGAAUUUGAAAAGAGAGAUACCAUUCCAACAGAGGGCAGGAGUACAGAUGAAACUCAGAGAGCAAAAAGCUCCGCUGUCACUGCUGCAGGUCUGGAAGAUGACAAAACAGAAGAGGGCGAUAUUCUAGCUGAGUGCAUUAACUCAGCUAUGCCAAAAGGGAAAAGUCACAAGCCUUUCAGAGUAAAGAAGAUAAUGGAUCAAAUUCAGCAAGCGUCUUCAGCUCUAAGUAACAAAAAUCAAUCAGGAGGAGAGAAAAAGAAGCCAACAUCACCAGUAAAGCCUGCUCCCCAAAAUAAUGAGUACAGAGCACGAAUAAGAAAAAACACAGAGCCUAAAAGCAACAUUAGUAAUGAAAGGAGCUAUUCAGAAAACAGAGAUGCAAAGAAACAUCUUAAAAAUAAUUCAAGAGAUUUUAAUGAUAAACUUCCAAAUAAUGAAGAGCGUGUAAGAGGAAGCUUUGCCUUUGAUUCCCCUCAUCAUUACACACCUAUUGAGGGAACUCCCUACUGUUUUUCACGAAAUGAUUCCCUAAGUUCUUUAGAUUUUGAUGAUGAUGAUGUUGAUCUUUCAAGGGAAAAAGCAGAAUUAAGAAAAGGAAAAGAAGCGAAGGAAAUGGAAAGCAAAGACUGUGUGAAUCCUGAGCAGACUUCAAAUCAGCAGCCAAGUAAUAGGACACAAGUCUGUCAAAAACACCCAGCAAGCAGAAGCCAGUCUAAAACUUUCUCUCCAUCAACUAAAGAUAUUCCAGACAGAGGAGCAGCUACAGAUGAGAAAAUGCAGAAUUUUGCUAUCGAAAAUACCCCUGUUUGUUUUUCUCGCAAUUCAUCUCUUAGUUCCCUCAGUGAUAUUGAUCAGGAAAACAACAACAAAGAAAGCGAACCUGCAAAACGAAAUGAGGUUCCUGAUUCUCAGAUGGAAUCAAACAGACCUCAGACUUCUGGUUAUGCGCCAAAGUCAUUCCACGUGGAAGAUACACCUGUGUGUUUCUCUAGAAACAGCUCCCUGAGUUCUCUUAGUAUUGACUCAGAAGAUGAUCUUUUGCAGGAAUGCAUUAGUUCUGCUAUGCCUAAAAAGAAAAAGCCUUCAAGAGUGAAGAAUGAAAGUGAAAAACAUAAUUCUAGAAAUAUGGGUGGUAUACUGGCAGAAGAUUUAACACUGGAUCUGAGAGAUAUACAAAGGCCAGAGUCGGAGCAUGGUUUCUCACCUGAUUCAGAGAACUUUGAUUGGAAAGCUAUACAAGAAGGUGCAAAUUCUAUAGUUAGUAGCUUGCAUCAAGCUGCAGCUGCUGCAUCACUGUCUAGACAAGCUUCAUCAGACUCUGAUUCUAUCCUUUCCUUGAAAUCUGGUAUUUCUCUAGGGUCACCAUUUCAUCUUACCCCAGACCAAGAAGAAAAGCCUUUUACUAAUAAUAAAGGUCCAAGAAUUCUUAAGCCAGGAGAGAAAAGCACAUUGGAGUCUAAAAAAGUAGAAUCUGAAAACAAGGGGAUUAAAGGAGGGAAGAAAGUAUAUAAAAGUAUUAUUACAGGAAAAGUUCGCUCCAAUUCUGAAGUUUCGGCCCAGCUGAAGCAACCGCAACAAACACCUAUGCCUUCAAUUUCACGUGGUAGGACAAUGAUUCAUAUUCCAGGAGUUCGAAAUAGUUCCUCAAGUACUAGUCCUGUUUCCAAGAAAGGCCCCCCAGUGAAAAACACAAGCUCCAAGAGUCCAAGUGAAGGGCAAAGUUGCACCAGUUCUCCAAGAGGAGUCAAGUCAUCAGUGAAAUCUGAGCCAGCUCCUGUAACAAGGCAGCCCUCUCAGCAGAGUGGAUCAAGUAAAGGACCUUCUCGGUCAGGAUCUAGAGACUCCACUCCUUCCAGACCUCAACAGCAGCCAUUAAGCAGACCGCUGCAGUCUCCAGGUCGAAACUCAAUUUCUCCAGGAAGAAAUGGUAUAAGUCCUCCCAACAAACUGUCUCAGCUGCCAAGGACAUCAUCUCCCAGUACAGCUUCAACUAAAUCUUCAAGUUCAGGAAGGAUGUCUUAUACCUCGCCGGGCCGGCAGAUGAGCCAACAAAACCUUACAAAGCAAACUGCCUUACCUAAGAGUAACAGCGGCAUUCCCAGAAGUGAGUCUGCUUCAAAAGGAUUAAACCAGAUUCUCAGUAGUGGUGGAUCCAACAAAAAGACUGACCUGGCCAGAAUGUCAUCUGCAAAAUCUAGCGGAAGCGAAUCUGACAGAUCUGAGAGACCUGUUCUGGUUCGUCAGUCAACUUUUAUUAAGGAAGCUCCGAGUCCAACUCUAAGGCGGAAAUUAGAAGAGUCGGCUUCGUUUGAAUCUCUCUCCCCUUCCAGACCAGAUUCUCCCACCAGAUCCCAAAUACAGACACCAGUUUUAAGUCCAUCUCUUCCUGAUAUGUCUUUAUCCAGUCAUUCAACUGCACAGAGUAGUGGUUGGCGGAAAUUACCUCCUAAUCUGAGCCCUUCAGUGGAAUAUGAUGGGAGACCCGUGAAACGUCAUGAUAUAGCUCGUUCUCAUUCUGAGAGUCCAUCUAGAUUGCCCAUCAAUAGAUCAGGAACGUGGAAGCGUGAGCAUAGUAAGCAUUCCUCAUCGCUGCCUCGUGUCAGCACUUGGCGAAGAACUGGGAGCUCUUCUUCAAUUCUGUCAGCUUCUUCCGAAUCCAGUGAAAAGGCAAAAAGUGAAGACGAAAAGCAACACGGAAGUUCUGGACCUAAGCAAAGCAAAGAAAGUCAAGCACCAACAAAAGGUACUUGGAGAAAAAUAAAAGAAAAUGAAAUUACUCAAAUAAUGAAUGAUCCUCAGCAUUCUUCUUCAGGUGCAACGAAUGGCUCUGAUUCCAAAACUCUAAUUUAUCAGAUGGCACCAGCUGUCUCUAAGACAGAGGAUGUGUGGGUGAGGAUAGAAGACUGCCCAAUUAAUAAUCCUCGAUCUGGAAGGUCUCCAACUGGAAAUACUCCCCCUGUUAUUGACAGUGUUCCAGAGAAAGCGGCUGUGAGUAGUAAAGAUUCGAAAGACAGUCAAGAAAAACAAAAUGCGGGGAAUGGAAACGUUCCUGUUCGUACCACUGGUUUAGAAAGUCGUCUGAACUCAUUUAUUCAAAUAGACAGUCCAGACAAGAAAGGAAUUGAAGCAAAACCUGUGCAGAAUAACACUGUACCUGCACCAGAAAAUAACGAGAGCACGGUCAGUGAGCGCACGCCGUUCAGCUCCAGCAGCUCCAGCAAGCACAGCUCCCCCAGCGGCGCUGUGGCAGCGAGGGUGACUCCCUUCAACUACAACCCAAGCCCCAGGAAAAGCAGCGCAGACAACAGCUCUGCUCGGCCGUCGCAAAUACCAACGCCGGUAAAUAACAGCACCAAGAAGCGUGACUCCAAGACAGAAAACACAGACUCCAGCGGAACUCAGAGCCCCAAACGCCAUUCAGGUUCCUACCUGGUGACUUCUGUUUAAAUAUAUAUAUUAAAAAAAAAAAAGUAAAACUGAUGUAUUAUUUACAGCAGCUAUUAAGAAAACAUUUGUUUCACAUGAAACUUUAAGAUUGGGGAUUGGUUUUAUCUGUUGUUUUUAUUUUUUGUAAAUAGGUUUGAUUCUUGUUAGAGGGUCCUUGUUCUGGAAGCCAUAUUUGAUAGUAUACUUUGUCUUCACUGGUAAUAUUUUGGAGGGAUACUUGACUGACAGUUUGGAGUUAAAAAUUGCUAGUGCAAUGAUAUUUGUACAGUAUGUUUAACAUGUAUUUAAUUAGCCUCCCAUCUCAUAAGUCUUUAAAUAUUGCUUGUGUUGAAAUCAUGAACAUUACAGCUAGAGACCAUCUAGUCAUAUUGCCUAUCAACCAUUUCUAGACUACAGACUGACUAAACUACAUCAGGGAUUAAUUGGUAUUAUUUAUGCAAAAAAAAAGUAUACUCAGUUUUAGUAAUUGUGAGUCCACCUAAACCAAUAAUUAAUCAUGUGGCUGUGAAAUUCACAGUAAUAUGGUUUCUGCUGAACAAGCUUUCCUGGCCUGCUUUUCUGCAUGAUUGGAACUGAUGGUUCAUUUUCUGAAGUAAUGAUUAACAUUUCUGUGGUCACAUAAUGUGCAUAGAUAGCUAUGGUGUAACAAUUUACACUUCUUGUGCUCUGCAUCAAAAGGAAAACUGUGUAACUGUAAAACCUUGAAAAAAAAUAUUUUACCUGAACUAGACUUUAUCUUAAAGUAGGUAGAAUUUUUUUGCUAUGCUGUAACUUGUUGUAUAUUCUGGUAUUUGAGGUGAGAUGGCUGCUCUUUUAUUAAGGAGAAAUGGGUGAUGUCUCAACCGAGACUAAAAUGAACAUUUCAGAAUAAAUUAUUACU
Molecule: messenger RNA, 9507 nt
Organism: Nothoprocta perdicaria
Lineage: Eukaryota; Metazoa; Chordata; Aves; Tinamiformes; Tinamidae
Gene: APC
Product: APC, WNT signaling pathway regulator
Exons: 16
Coding region: 117-8627 (2836 amino acids)
Biological process (GO): cell fate specification; negative regulation of microtubule depolymerization; cell migration
Cellular component (GO): catenin complex; cytoplasmic microtubule; beta-catenin destruction complex
Molecular function (GO): microtubule binding; gamma-catenin binding; beta-catenin binding
Source: RefSeq, a predicted model, not a curated record